Messenger RNA from Pseudoliparis swirei, 1655 nucleotides. It is a transcript of the gene pym1, whose product is annotated as PYM homolog 1, exon junction complex associated factor. The record is from RefSeq and is a predicted model, not a curated record. The transcript is spliced from 4 exons. Bases 227 to 856 code for a protein of 209 amino acids. Gene Ontology annotation, cellular component: exon-exon junction complex; cytoplasm. Lineage: Eukaryota; Metazoa; Chordata; Actinopteri; Perciformes; Liparidae. Gene Ontology annotation, biological process: exon-exon junction complex disassembly. Gene Ontology annotation, molecular function: RNA binding.
CACGUACACACAGUUAUUUAGACGCCUCUUCAGCUGCUCAUCCUUUACAUUGUGAUAGACGUCCGUUGCAGCUGCAAUGAUACAUUGUACCGGGGGAAGCACGAGUUGAUACAGUUGCGUUGAUCUGCAGUCAUUAGGGAUCAAAGUGAGCGCGGGGCCGCUCGGUGGACACCGUCACCCGCCGACCGACUGGAAGAGCGGAGCAACACGUUAACGUUACACCAAAAUGGCAACCCUCUGUGUCACAGAUGAAUCCGAUGAGGCCUUUUCUGAAUUCGGGAAAUACAUUUCUGCUACUCAGCGACCUGAUGGAACAUGGAGGAAGCCGAGGCGGGUGAAGGAUGGUUAUACUCCACAGGAAGAAGUGCCAGUCUAUGAAAACAAAUUUGUGAAGUUUUUCAAGAGCAAAUCCGACCUGCCACCUGGGAUGAAUCUGUCUGAGGGGGCUCCGACAAAGCAGCAGCAAGAGAUUCUCUGCGGGGACAACGAGGCGGCUGGUCUCUCAAAGGCUGCCAAACGCAACAUGAAACGUAAAGAAAAACGAAAACAUCAACCGCACGAGGAUGUGGACUCGGUGAGCAACGACAUCGAGAAUAUGUCUAUUUCACAGAGCGACAAGUCUUCAAACAAGACGGCGGUGGCGGUUUCUGUCUCGUCUCCCAAUGAUUACUCGGCAGAAGCAGACGAAAAGGCCAAGAAGAUAAAAAACCUGAAAAAGAAGCUGCGGCAAGUUGAAGAAUUGCAGCAGAAAAUGGACUCGGGGGAAAUAACAGAGCCAACAAAGGAUCAGUUGGAAAAGCUGCUUCGGGUUCAGGCCUUACAGGAUGAGUUACAGCAGCUUGAGCGUGAUUCUUGAAGCAAUAAAGGAAAGCAGAAGAGUCGGACGGACUAAACAUACAGACUGCAUACUGAAAGACAGGGAAGGGACCGUUGCAGCUUUGUGGUCAUGGCUUCCAUUAAACAUUAUUCUACCUAUUUGAUAUUCAUCAUGAACUCUGGAAGUGAACACAGUCCCAGCGCCUUUCAAGCCGAGAAUGACAGGAAGUCCUCGUAGUAGGCACCACAUCUUCAAUACUGAUGAGCCUGUUUUCUAAUUUCAUAUCUCCAUAACAAUAUCACUCCUGCUCAUACAUUUAAUAAUAUCUUUUCAAGACUUCAUUGUAAAUAGCUUUGUGCGUUUCUGUUCUUUUCCAUUUUUUUACCUUUCAUCAGGUAUUACUGAUGCAUUAUCUUGUGUGAGAGAACAUAGUUUAUUGACUUGUCAAAAAAAAUGUUUUUGUCUGAUUGGAUGGCCUCUUGUCGUGGCACUAAUGGUAAUCCACUCUACACAGUCAUCACAUUACAACUACAUGCUGCGUUGAAUGUUUAUCUCUUAUUGUUUUUAGUGGUGGAGUGAACAACUCUUAUUUUGGAAGGCAGGAUGUAAAACAAAUCUUUAUUUUGGUGUCAGUGAUACACUUAAAGGAUAAUUCUGGUAAUAUUGUUUAUUUUUUCUAUUGUCAACAAAUCCCAUAAGAUGAGUUAAUUAAUUAAUUGAUCCUACCAAAAGUAUUGUCUCUGUAGCCAAAGCCUGGUGGAGUUUAUUCCUCUGUGCCAUAGAGCUCCAUUGUUAAUUCUUAAAAAUGCAAUAAAAUACAUCAAUGAGCCACACUGUU